AGCCCGGGGGACUGGACCAGUGCCGCGUCGCCUACCGCACGAAUGAACGAAAUGUCGAGCUGAUAAUUAUUAAUAAUCUGACCGAAUUUCCUAUUUAACCCUUGGGCCACUACCCAACCGAAACGAUUGACAGAGCUUAGCGAUUCGCUUGAUUGAGAUUGAAAAAGUAAGGGGGCGAUUGGCUGUCGACGAUGUCGUUUAGGGUGAGUAGGUUGUCGCGCCGCGAGUGAUCAGUGUGUGGUGGCCAGCAUGCAACAGGCAAACCAGGUGGGAGAGCAGGGGGGAGCCCCGGCCAGCUCACCAGCGGCCACCGGGGCCACCGGCACCGCGACCAACAAAAGCCACGUGAACGGCGGCCGAUUCGACUUUGACGACGGCGGCACUUAUUGCGGCGGCUGGGAGGAGGGCAAAGCCCACGGCCACGGAGUCUGCACCGGACCCAAGGGCCAGGGCGCCUAUUCCGGCUCCUGGCACUACGGUUUCGAAGUAUCUGGCAUCUACACCUGGCCUAGUGGGAGUUGCUUCGAGGGCCAGUGGCAAAAUGGCAAACGACACGGUCUGGGAGUGGAAACGCGGGGCCGUUGGAUAUACAGGGGCGAGUGGACACAGGGUUUUAAGGGGCGAUACGGGGUUCGACAGUCGAACACAUCGACUGCCAAAUACGAGGGAACGUGGGCCAAUGGUCUGCAAGACGGAUACGGAUCGGAAACAUAUGCUGAUGACGAGAACCACAUUGGGUGGUAUAAGUGACAAAGGGGCCCCAGCUCAAAAUUUGCGGGGGGGCCCCGAUCACCUUUGCACGCUACUGCAUGGAGAGGUAUAUGCAUUUAAUUCAAAUAAUACUUUGUUGUUGGCCGUAAACGAUUAA
This is a messenger RNA of Brassicogethes aeneus, 868 nucleotides long. Lineage: Eukaryota; Metazoa; Arthropoda; Insecta; Coleoptera; Nitidulidae. The record is from the annotation of a GenBank genome assembly.